AUGGCGGUGUUCAUGCCAAAAUAUCGACUGUUCUCCAGAGCAGUGAACCUAAAACCGAACCCCAAACAGUGGUCUACGAAAUGGACUUUUGUGCAGCGUUCAAUUUACGGCAGUAGACAGCUCCACCAGCAGCAGCAGCAGCAACAGCAGCCGCAACCGAACUCGUCAGGCGCCAACUCGCAACAUCAGCAUCAGCACCACCAGCACCAUCACCAGCAUCAGUACCAUCAUCAGUCGACGACAGGUAAAUCGCGUAAUAAAAUUUACAGAAAGUGGAGUUGGAAGGCCGGAGCAGGUUGGACUAUAUUAUCGGUUUUGGAUUGGUGGUUACUAGCAGCCGGCGGUUGGCUGACUUGGCGUGGUGUGUUCCUUCGUUGGACGCCAAUCGGUAUCUGUAUGGUGGUGGCAGCAAAGUGGCACCUUCAUAAUCGUGAACUCGAUAAGAAGGGCCUUCCCCGCACCGCAGCAAAAUGGCAGGCGAAAAUGUACUGCUCGUUGCCAUUGCGCGUCAUGAGCCGCUGCUGGGGUUGGAUGGCCGAUCGAAAGGUUCCAAAACCGGUGCGCCCCAUGGUGUAUGGUCUCUAUUCCACCACGUUUGGUGUGAAGAUGGAAGAAGCCGCGACAGACAACUUCAAAGACUAUCGUAGCUUAGGAGAGUUUUUCACCCGUCCUCUAAAGGAAGAUGCGCGUCCUAUCGAUCCAAAUACCAGCUUCGUUUCCCCGUGUGAUGGACGAAUUUUACACUUCGGUCCGGCCAAUUCCAGCCAAAUAGAACAGGUGAAAGGGGUAUCGUACAGUUUAGAAGCCUUUCUGGGGCCUCCCACGUGGUGUAAUAGCGAUGCUACGGAAAUGGUUGAGAAAGUGAAGAAAAAAUCAUCUCCUGACAGUGUGCUGUAUCAGUGCGUCAUCUACCUAGCGCCGGGCGAUUACCAUCGGUUCCAUUCGCCUGCCCUUUGGAAGCCGGAAGUUCGCAGGCACUUUUCUGGCGAGUUGCUGUCCGUCAGUCCAAAGAUUGCCGGAUGGAUUCCAGGGCUGUUUUGUUUGAACGAGCGGGCCGUGUACAUCGGCAAGUGGAAACACGGAUUCUUCAGCUACACUGCCGUGGGAGCGACCAACGUGGGGUCUGUAGAAAUUUUUAUGGAUGAAAAGCUGAAAACCAAUAAAUGGGUAGGAUUAGCCUGUGGUAGCCACAAAAAAAAGGAAUACGACGAGUUGGAGCUACCGAAAGAUAAAUACCUAGACAAGGGUGAAUUAGUAGGACAAUUCAGAAUGGGUAGUACGAUCGUGCUCAUCUUUGAAGCUCCCAAAGAAUUCAAAUUUAACUUGUUUCCCGGUCAGCGCGUUAAAGUUGGCGAAAAAUUAGGAACUUUUGAGGGUAUUGAAGAACAAACAGAGGACCACGAAGAAGUGAAGCGCGUCAUAGAAUCUUUGUGUGACUCGGAAACUACAAAAUUAUGAAAUUCGCUCAUUGCACGUGUAAUGGUGGAGUAUGGUUAAUUAGCUGGCACCCGAGAAUUUCAGCGUAUCGGUGUAGUCUCAGGAUUGAACUAGAUUUAACUGACAAUAUUACUUUUAACGUUUACUUGUACCAAGGUCACCAUUAAGUUCAUCUAGCUAAUAAUCGACAAGCGGAGAGAAAGGCUCCUAGAAUUAGGGGGCACUAAUUGUUGAUAAUAGUUGUGCUUCUAUUUAAUAUGCAAAAUGUAAAAGCAGAAAAAACAUAGUUCUACUACUUGCAGCUACAGUAAUUCAGGAUGCAAUACUUGGUUGCAUAAUGUAUCAACAAAGUGCUAACUUUCGCUAAAAACACAUACGAGUAAGUUAGUUGCAAAUACCGAAAGAGUAGUACAUAUUGUACAUAACAACGCUGGUUCUAACCACCAGAUCUCGGCAUGUGCCAUAGCGGAAAAAAAACUACAAUAAACGGUAGCAUCAGAUAAGGCCUAGAAUAUAGUUAGUUAACAACGUUGAGCUACAUGAGUACUGAUGCUGCACGAUCGUGAUUUAGAUGUGAUCGAAAUACCGUUAACAGUUCGACGUAUGAUUGUUAUACGAGUUAUUUCAGUCACUCAUAUAAACAUGACCUUAAACAAAUGUAAGAAUAAAACCAUUGUUGACCUCAAUUACCGGUAGGUUCUUCGAUGAACCUUCAUAUAGGUGAUUAUUUUAAAUACAAAUCGGUAUACACAGCGGAACAGAUUACAAAUCAGGAUUGCU
Anopheles nili is the source of this 2217-nucleotide messenger RNA. It is a transcript of the gene Pisd, whose product is annotated as phosphatidylserine decarboxylase proenzyme, mitochondrial. Gene Ontology annotation, biological process: phosphatidylethanolamine biosynthetic process. The record is from RefSeq and is a predicted model, not a curated record. Gene Ontology annotation, cellular component: mitochondrion. NCBI's taxonomy places the organism in Eukaryota, Metazoa, Arthropoda, Insecta, Diptera, Culicidae. The transcript is spliced from 7 exons. The coding region runs from base 1 to 1458 and encodes 485 amino acids. Gene Ontology annotation, molecular function: phosphatidylserine decarboxylase activity.